AAAUUUAGAAAAGGGAGAAGAUUCCAGUAGACCAAUCUCUACCAGCUUGCCGCUCUCUCGUCGGCUCUGGAUUUUGAAAUCCAAGUACCUGAAACAAGAAUUGUUCCUCCCUGAAAUUUACAGUAGUCUUUAGUCGUUGUGGUCUGGCUCUGUGGCCCUCGAUUUGGGCUCGGAAAUGGAAGCCAAAGCUUUCGCAGCAGACAAGUUUAAAGCUCUGACGAAAUCCACCCAGGACUUCUUCGACAGUCUCAUCCAUGGGCCUCCUAAACCUCCACCUCGCCGCAAUAAUCCGAUUGCUAUAUUGAAGCGGUUGCAACGAGAAGCGUUUUCGGACUUGAUGAAAUUGAGGGAUAGACAGGAUAAAGUUGAGAAAAUUGUGUCCUUGUAUGGGACUUCAGGAGGAAAAGGGAGUCCUUUCCAGGAGGCCAACACCCUUAUCGGGGGAGAGUUUGAUCACUUGGCGGCGUUAUCAUUCAUGCAUAAUGAUGAUGAGUCUCAUCAAGAAUCCGAGGCUCUUAGUCAGGCAGGAAUAUUAACUGGGAUUAAGUCAAGGUUCAGUGUUGAAACAACUGUUCGAGAAAAUGAUACGCUUGUGGCGGAGUUUGUGGCCAGAGAAAAACACAAAAAUGAUCUCUCUGAUCUUUCAGAAUGCUCGCUUUCUCUAGCAAAAGUGGCAUAUACAGCAAAUGUUAGUGAUUGGUUAUCUGCAAUUGCAAUCCCAGUGGGAGCUCAAUGCAGGGAUGUUGCAGUUCUUACACAUCCUUCUCAUCAGGGAAAGGGCCUAACUCAUUUUUCAUCAUUUGGACCACCUCUUUUAAAUGAGCGUAAUGGUAGUGCAAUUGGCUUGAUGGUAAAAAAAUCAAAUGUUGUUGCUUCAUUGGCACAGUUUGUUUCUGGACAAGUAGGUUCUAGUAGAGUCGGGCGCUGCUUCAGCACUUUUGGGCAAGUUGUCUGUCAACUCCCUGCAAGAACAAAGCUCUCACUUCUGGGUCUUCACCAAGUGCCUAAAUUAUCUAGUGAACAUGUCAAUCAUGCAGCUUCUAACUUUGGAUUAGGCGAUUUGAUACAACAUCUAUCCCCUGAGACAACAGUUGAAGCAUAUACUCCACCCCUGGGAACAAGCUCACAGGAAAAUGUGUCAACUGGACCAACUGGAUCCAUCGCUCUGAUGCUGGAAUCCGAAAUUGAUGAGAUUACAAAGAUUGGAGGUUGGAUUGAGAUGAAGCAAUCGAAUCCCAAGAAUUUAGAAUGGGCUGUUACUGUAUCUGAUGACUCUGAAGAUUCCUUUGGAUGGGGAGUGAGUUUAAAUGGUGGACUGGGAGUCGAAGGCCCUCAAAGUUGGAACCAUUUCCAGGUUGAAUCCUACUUGAAACUUAACUUGGGUAAGAGACUGAGUGUAAAGCCAGGUAUCACAACACAUCUAGUGGAUGGCAAACCCAGAAUGACUGCUCUGAUGCUUCGAUCUAACUGGUUCCUCUGAGCGAUCAGAGUCUCAUUUUUGGUGCUAAUUACUGGAACUAAUUGAUCCAAGGGUUCCAGCACAUUUAUCUUUUUCCGGCACAUCAAAUUCGGAAUAGUACUUGGCUUCUUAUGUUCAGAUGUUUUGUAUAAUGUAAGUUCGACUGUAGUGUAGUGAGCAUUUCUUCCUCUUCUGUACCAAGUAUGUGUUAUUAUUAGUGGUGAUCGUUUUCAUGCAGAAUGACAUUUUUGGAUGAGAAACUCGUGCCAUUAGUGAAUGCAUUGUUUUCCGAUGAAAUAAACCUCAAAA
Molecule: messenger RNA, 1768 nt
Organism: Rosa chinensis
Lineage: Eukaryota; Viridiplantae; Streptophyta; Magnoliopsida; Rosales; Rosaceae
Exons: 3
Coding region: 176-1480 (434 amino acids)
Source: RefSeq, a predicted model, not a curated record